Messenger RNA from Protopolystoma xenopodis, 441 nucleotides. The record is from the annotation of a GenBank genome assembly. Lineage: Eukaryota; Metazoa; Platyhelminthes; Monogenea; Polystomatidea; Polystomatidae.
UGUCUGCUGAACAACUUUCCCCGUUGGACCUGCCUUCGAAGGGAUACCGUGAUUUGCAUGGAUGAGUUGAAACUCGGUCUAAUGGCCUACAACUGUAUGGCUCCAGGCUUCUCCACGCUUAUCGUGAAUCUCCUGAAUAGUCAUAAACAGAAGAAGGAUGUCCAUUCUAAAUUUGAGGGCUGGCGUAGUGAAUACGAAUGUGGCAUCUCGAUGGCCUUAUAUGAUGUCAACAUCAGUCACGAAUUUCACAAGCUAUGGUCUCGAGAGUUAACCGUAUUCGCCUACGAGAAGUGGGAUGUGGUCAUUCUGGCGCUGAGGAUCACUGACGGUCAGACGAGCCGAAUGCUGUUGAAUCCAGCUGAACCGACCGACUUGAUGAUCGACAGUCAGAACAUGAGAGCCAUCGUCCUGGCGACGAGCGAUCGUGUGGCCAAAUGGUAA